AUGGUUACAGUGAUGCCAGGCUGCAGUGAUGAGAGAGGCAGUGAAGAUGAUGACAGUGAUGAGAGAGGCAGUGAAGAUGAUGACAGUGAUGAGAGAGGCAGUGAAGAUGAUGACAGUGAUGAGAGAGGCAGUGAAGAUGAUGACAGUGAUGAGAGAGGCAGUGAAGAUGAUGACAGUGAUGAGAGAGGCAGUGAAGAUGAUGACAGUGAUGAGAGAGGCAGUGAAGAUGAUGACAGUGAUGAGAGAGGCAGUGAAGAUGAUGACAGUGAUGAGAGAGGCAGUGAAGAUGAUGACAGUGAUGAGAGAGGCAGUGAAGAUGAUGACAGUGAUGAGAGAGGCAGUGAAGAUGAUGACAGUGAUGAGAGAGGCAGUGAAGAUGAUGAGUGA
Messenger RNA from Procambarus clarkii (red swamp crayfish), 387 nucleotides. Lineage: Eukaryota; Metazoa; Arthropoda; Malacostraca; Decapoda; Cambaridae. The record is from RefSeq and is a predicted model, not a curated record.